Anopheles nili is the source of this 963-nucleotide messenger RNA. RefSeq names its product ejaculatory bulb-specific protein 3-like. NCBI's taxonomy places the organism in Eukaryota, Metazoa, Arthropoda, Insecta, Diptera, Culicidae. Bases 149 to 520 code for a protein of 123 amino acids. The record is from RefSeq and is a predicted model, not a curated record. The transcript has 3 exons.
CGAUAGAGAGCUGCGUACGGAGCUGUUUUCCACCGCAUCUAGUUCCAGCCAAACGAAAGUGAAAACCCUCAACCACGCGUCGAGCCUCAGCCAGUCCGGCAUAUACAAUUUGUUUGAGACGCAGCUCGACGCAAAAGCAGACUGCACAAUGAAGCACCUGACGAUGGUGGCCGUCCUGGCGAUGCUGGUGGUGUUGGCUAGCGCUCAGAAGUAUACUGACAAGUUCGACAACAUCGAUGUCGAUCGAGUGCUAUCGAACGAUCGAAUUCUCAACAACUACCUCAAGUGUCUGCUGGACAAAGGACCCUGCACCCAGGAGGGCCGUGAAUUGAAGAAAACGCUCCCUGAUGCCCUGAAAACGAACUGCGAGAAAUGCAGCGAGAAGCAGCGAACGAGCUCGCGCAGGGUAAUCGCCCACCUGGAGGAACGUAAGCCGCAGGAAUGGAAGAAACUGCUCGACAAGUACGACCCGGAAGGCAUCUACAAGAGCAAAUUUGAGAAGCUCAACAAGCGCUCCUAGAAUGGGCGAUUGGUGCGUCCUUGCGCCCCAGUUUGGUCCUGGGGAACAUUGAAGCCAUGCUGCUGUUAUCGGUGGCGUGGUGCAGCUAGCGAUUCGGAAGGACUUGUGCAGAGAAUGUGAUAUAAUUGUGCGGGCAGAGAUGACAGCGUGAAGCGACACGAAGUAUCGUUCUAAAGGAAGGUGGCAUGUUUACGCAAAAAAAGUACUAAAUGGAAGCUUCCUUCAUGGUGGAAUGGCGAAAAUAUGAUUAUUUUGUAUUCAUGUGAGCGCGUUUCGUACUGGCUAUGCAUUUUCAAACAUUUAAACUUAUUUCGAGUGGCGUUGAAUUUCUCUCGAAAAACGAAAAGUCAGCAUGGAUAUAAUGGGACAGAAGAACGACAAAAUUGUGAAAGAGCCAUAAUUUAUUUGAUUUUCUACAGCAGAAUUGAAAAUAAAACCCUUAA